UCGAUAGCGAGCCGUGCUCGAAUAUAGGACAACAACCUCUAUUUAAUAUUCAACCAAUUACUUUCCAAGCUUUCCGAUGUUUGUUAGACUUUUAUUUUGUCCAGCAGGAAGCACUUUUAUAGAUCCACAAACUUGAGAGUCAUAGAGGAGAUAAAGAUGUCCUCGCUUGACAGAGUGAAAGUGUUAGUCUUGGGAGAUUCAGGUGUUGGAAAGUCAUCUUUAGUUCACCUGUUGUGCCAUAAUCAAGUUUUGGGAAAUCCUUCAUGGACAGUUGGCUGUUCUGUGGAUGUCAGGGUCCAUGACUAUAAAGAAGGUACUCCAGAGGAGAAGACUUACUACAUUGAACUGUGGGAUGUUGGAGGCUCUGUAGGAAGCGCCAGUAGUGUUAAAAGCACCAGAGCCGUUUUCUACAAUUCAGUUAAUGGCAUUAUUUUAGUUCAUGAUCUGACCAACAAAAAAUCCUCCCAGAAUCUGUGUCGCUGGUCAAUGGAGGCAUUGAGCAAAGACUCUUCUCCUACAGGCGUCAUUGUGUCAAAUGGGGAUUAUGACCGAGAGCAGUUUGCAGACAACACCGUCCCUCUCCUGCUAAUUGGCACGAAGUACGAUCAGAUUCCUGAAAACAAGAGGAAUGACGUCCUGACUCGCACCGCUUUCCUGUCUGAAGAUUUCAACGCAGAGGAGAUUAACCUGGACUGUACAAAUCCACGCUACUUUGCUGCUGGCUCAUCUAAUGCUGUAAAACUGAGCAGAUUUUUUGACAAGGUUAUAGAGAAGAGAUAUUUCAGUAGAGACCCGAGUCAGAUGACAGGUUUCACAGAGAGGAAGCGCUUCAACUUCAAGAGUCUUCACUACGACUAAACGUGUGGAAAUACUUCAGAGGCUUGUGGUUUCACAACCUGUAACAUUUACCAAACUUGCUCUCACUUCCAUUUGACCAUUAAAAGACCUCUUCUAUUUUUUAUAUAGUGACGGGAGAAUAAGACUCACUUAAAGUGUGUUUACAUAUUUUACACAACAACUCAUUUAUCCUUUGCAUGUGUAAAAUGUACAAUUGUAUAAAACUUUGACUGGAAAAGGAGCCUGUACUUUCUUAAUUUUUUCUUAAAGCUUAAUUUGUAAACAGCAGGUCCUUAUCCUGUUUCCACGUCAUGAGCCACAUAAUAUAAUUACUCAAAAAUAAUCCUUUCUGUAUCUGCUUAUGAUGUUAAACAAUGAUUUAUCCUUAAUGAUAGGGUUUUUUUUUUAUUUCUGUUUACUUUAUUUAAUAAAAGUCUUUAAUUUA
This is a messenger RNA of Silurus meridionalis, 1282 nucleotides long. It is a transcript of the gene rabl3, whose product is annotated as RAB, member of RAS oncogene family-like 3. The transcript is spliced from 8 exons. Gene Ontology annotation, molecular function: GTPase activity. The record is from RefSeq and is a predicted model, not a curated record. Bases 157 to 858 code for a protein of 233 amino acids. Gene Ontology annotation, cellular component: endomembrane system. Lineage: Eukaryota; Metazoa; Chordata; Actinopteri; Siluriformes; Siluridae. Gene Ontology annotation, biological process: intracellular protein transport.